Messenger RNA from Brienomyrus brachyistius, 5314 nucleotides. Its product is annotated as lysine-specific demethylase 5B-B-like. Gene Ontology annotation, molecular function: DNA binding; histone demethylase activity. Gene Ontology annotation, biological process: chromatin remodeling. NCBI's taxonomy places the organism in Eukaryota, Metazoa, Chordata, Actinopteri, Osteoglossiformes, Mormyridae. The record is from RefSeq and is a predicted model, not a curated record. Bases 155 to 4774 code for a protein of 1539 amino acids. Gene Ontology annotation, cellular component: nucleus. The transcript is spliced from 28 exons.
CGUGCGCGCCUUUGACUGUGCUGAUUGUUUGAGUAAAGGGAAGCCAUCGCUUGAGUAAUAGGUACGAAGUUACACGCUUCUACUACACUUGGCACUUUGACCGGUUACUACCAAGAUUCUGAUUAUAGCAUCGUUUAGUAACCGGGAGAGCGCGAUGACCCAGCCUCGAUCCGAUGAAUUCAUUCUGCCUCCAGAGUGCCCAGUUUUCGAGCCUAGCUGGGAGGAAUUUGCCGACCCUUUUGCCUUUAUCAACAAGAUAAGACCCAUUGCUGAAAAAACGGGCAUCUGUAAGGUCCGGCCGCCGCCGGGCUGGCAGCCUCCCUUUGCUUGUGAUGUUGAAAGACUUCACUUUACUCCACGGAUUCAAAGGCUCAAUGAGUUAGAGGCCCAGACGAGAGUCAAGCUUAACUUCUUGGAUAAAAUUGCAAAGUUCUGGGAACUUCAGGGGUGUGCUCUUAGAAUCCCACAUGUUGAACGUAAGAUUUUGGACCUGUUUCAACUGAACAAGCUUGUGGAGAGUGAGGGAGGAUUUGACACAGUCUGCCGUGAGAGACACUGGACUAAAAUAGCCCUGAAGAUGGGCUUUGCACCUGGAAAAGCUGUGGGUUCCCACCUCAGAGGACAUUAUGAAAGGAUACUCUACCCAUUCAGCCUGUUCCAGGCAGGAGCCAGUCUUUUGGCACCUGAGCUCGCUUCUAAACUGGUGCACUUAAUGGGCGGCCCGGAUCCGAAUGCAGACACAGAUAAGUGUAUCCAGAAUGCCAUCCUGACCAGUGACAUCAAAGAUGAGGAGUAUAAACCACAUGAGUUGGCCCAGAGGCAGUCAGUCCAUCCGGCAGAGACCUGCCCUCCAGCUCGCAGGGCAAAGCGCAUGAGAUCAGAUGUAGACCAUGUGAAAACUGAUCCAGAACAGUCAAAUCCAAACCGACCUAAUCUGAGGAGGAGAACAGGAUCUUCUGUCCCCAAACCAGAGCUUGGUGUGACCCAGCCUGCUCUUCACCCAGGUUCACACCAAACCAAUCUGAUUCAGAAUGUUCUGGGUCAAAGGUCAGCAGCCCUGUUCUCAACAGCUACAGGGAAGGAGGUUCCCAUUCAGGUGAAGCAGGAAAGCAUUGAGACAGAGUUGCUGAGCCAGGCAGUAAAAGAUGUGCCGCAGGAGCAGGGCAGUAACACCAUGGUGGACCAGUAUGUGUGCUUGGUGUGCAGCAGCGGGAGUGAGGAAGAGCGCCUGCUGUUAUGCGACGGCUGUGACGACAGCUACCACACCUUCUGCUUGGUCCCGCCUCUCCACGACGUGCCCAAAGGGGACUGGAGAUGCCCCAAAUGUGUGGCCAAGGAAUGUAGCAAACCUCAGGAGGCCUUUGGCUUCCAGCAGGCUCACAGAGACUACACACUCUGUGCGUUUGGAGAGAUGGCGGACGCUUUCAAAUCGGACUACUUCAACAUGCCAGUCCAUAUGGUUCCAACAGAGCUGGUGGAGAAGGAAUUCUGGCGACUUGUAGGUGCCGUUGAGGAGGACGUGACUGUGGAGUAUGGCGCUGACAUUGCCUCUAAGGAGUUUGGGAGUGGAUUUCCAGUCAGAAAUGGAAAAUUUAAAGUUACCCCUCAAGAUGAGACUUACCUUGACUGUGGCUGGAACCUGAACAACAUGGCCCUCAUGGACCCAUCAGUGCUGACCCAUAUCACGUCUGACAUCUGUGGGAUGACACUGCCCUGGCUCUAUGUAGGCAUGUGCUUCUCCUGCUUCUGCUGGCACAUUGAAGACCACUGGAGCUACUCCAUCAACUACCUGCAUUGGGGUGAGCCUAAGACAUGGUAUGGUGCCCCUGGUUUUGCGGCGGAGCAGUUGGAGGACGUGAUGAAGAAGCUGGCUCCGGAGCUCUUUGUAUCUCAGCCAGACCUCCUACAUCAAUUGGUCACCAUCAUGAAUCCCAACACCCUGAUGGCCUAUGGUGUUCCAAUAUAUCACACCAACCAGUGUGCUGGGGAGUUUGUCAUCACCUUCCCCAGAGCCUACCACAGCGGAUUCAACCAGGGAUUCAACUUUGCAGAGGCUGUCAACUUCUGCACCGUGGACUGGAUGCCUCUAGGCCGCCAGUGUGUGGACCAUUACCGGCUGCUGCAUCGCUACUGCGUCUUCUCCCAUGAUGAGAUGGUGUGCAAGAUGGCGUCCAAGAUCGAGAGCCUUGACGUGGUGCUGGCUUCUGCCGUGCAGAAGGACCUGGCCAUCAUGAUCGAGGAGGAGCAACGCUUGCGUGACAAAGUCCAGAAGAUGGGAGUGGAACGCUGUGAGAGUGCGCAGUACGACCAUCUCCAGGAUGACGAGCGCCAGUGCACCCGUUGCCGCACCACCUGCUUCCUGUCUGCCAUCACGUGCCCCUGCAGCCCGGGGGUGCUCGCCUGCCUCCACCAUGCCCAGGAUCUCUGCUACUGCCCUCCCUCCAGUUACACACUCAACUACAGAUUCACAGUGGAUGACCUGUAUCCUAUGCUGAGGGCAGUGAGGCAGCGCGCCAAGCCCUAUGAUGACUGGGCCUCUCGUGUUAACGGGCUGCUGGAGAAUAAGUCGGACCAGAAAAAGAGCGUAGUGGCGUUCCUGUCCCUGAUAAAGGAGUCCGAGGCGAAGGCCUUCCCAGACAACGACCUGCUCCGCCACCUUCGCCUCGUCACUCAGGAGGCUCAGCGCUGCCAAGCACUUGCCCAGCAGCUGCUCAGAGCCAAAAGACACACAAGGUACCGCCCAGGGGGAGGCAAGUGCUGGAACAAGCUGACUGUGGAGGAGCUGAAGCAGUUUGUCAGGCAGCUGUACAGCCUCCCCUGCAGCAUUAGCCAGGCUCCUUUACUGAAGGAGCUCUUAGAUGGUGCAGAGAAUCUCCAGCAGCAAUGUGAGGAGCUGCUGGCGGAGGAGGCUCCCUGUGUGGGACGGAUCCAGGCCCUGCUGGAUGCCUGUGCUGAGCUGGGUGUGGCGGUACCAGGCCUGUCAGCACUGCAGGGGCAGCUGGAGCGAGUGCACUGGCUGGAGGCCGUGCGGACUGCUACUUCGCGGCCUGCCUGCCUCUCCCUGGACAGCGUACGCCAGCUAAUCGACCGCGGCGUGGGCCUCACUGCUCACCCUACAGUGGAAAGAGCCUUAGCGCGACUCCAGGGGCUGCUGUCUGUGUCUGAGCACUGGGAGGACAAGGCCUGUGCCCUCAUUACUGCCAAGCCCUACCGCUGUUUGGAGACCCUGGCAGCUGCUGUUCGAGAGGUGGAGAGAAUUCCUGCUUACCUGCCCAACUGCUUGUUGCUUCAGGAUGCUGUCAGCAGGGCUAAGCAGUGGGUACAGGAGGCAGAGUCCAUCAAGCUCAGGAACCAGAUGCCUCAGUUGGGCUCCCUCUCUGCUUUGGUGUCUAAAGGAAAGUCCAUCCCUGUCCACCUGGAGGCGCUCACACAGCUGGAGAGCCUCCUCUCAGAAGGGGAGGCCUGGAAAGAAAGUGCUGGUGAAGUCUUUCUCCUACCAAACUCCCCGUUCUCAUUGCUAGAGGUGCUUUGCCCCAGGUGUGAAGCUCCGAAGAAGAAGCCCAAGAAAGCUCUGGAGGGAAGUCAGCACAGCAUGAAAGAGACGGCAGCACAUGAUCCUGUGAAUGAUGUGGAGAGAGCCCUCUCAGAAUGCAGGGAAUUUGCAUCUUCUAUGGCCAUCCUUGAGAAAGUACGGUUAAAGGAGAUGGAGGCACACUCUGCUUUUCGGUUAAGUAAUGAUUCCAAGCUGCACUCCAAAACGGAUGCAGAUUCUCAGGUGUGUGUGUGCCACAGCGCCCCCACUGGAGGCAUGCUGCAGUGCCGCCUCUGCCGGGACAUUUACCACAGCAGCUGCAUGGAGCAACUGGCGGCCAAGGCGAGCAGUUCUCCCUGGCUAUGUCUGCUCUGCUGUCGCUCACAGCGACCCCCCCUGGCGAAAGUCUUUCCCCUGCUAGCUUCCCUGCACCGUCUCCGUGUGCGCCUGCCGGAAGGAGACGCACUGCGCUUCCUGGUGCGCCGAGCCAUGAGCUGGCAGAGCAAAGCGAAGAGGGUCCUUGUCCCCAGUGAGAGCAGGGAGAUACCUGCAAGCUAUUCCACUGACGCUGAUGAAGAGCAGGUGCCGUCUUGCCCUGAAUCAGCUUCAUGUCCUCUCCAAGAGCAGCAGCAUGAUCUGUCUCAGGGUGUCUUCCAGCUGGAGCAGCAGUGUCUCUCUAAUCACGAUGUGAGUCCUGACCUGGAGGAAAUCAUCACAGAGGGUCUCCUGCUGCAAGUGAGCUUGCCUGAGCUUCAGCAGCUGCACUGCAUCAUGGGAGAUGGGCUGGCAGCACAGCAAGCUGGCACAGUCAUGUCAGACACAGUGCCCCGUGUACUGCACAGUUCUGAUUCUCAGGGAGUGUGCCCCUCAGAGGUGGAGGAAAGUGUCUGUGGUCCAGUAGAGGAAAAUUUAAGGGAGGUCGGGAGGAUCACUAAGCGACACAUAGAGCCCCACAGCUCGCAGGCAGAGUGCUGGGACAAACCAAAGAAAGCAAAAUGGAGCAGGGAGGAGGAGGACCCUGAGGGGGAGGCGCGGCCUGCCUUUGACACGGAGGAGGACAUCAGUUUGUGUCCAGCAGAGAAGUGUCUGCAGCCAGAAGGAGAUGAGGUGGACUGGAUCCAGUGUGACGGUAGCUGCAGCCAGUGGUUUCACCAAAUGUGUGUGGGCGUGAGCAGCCAGCUUACUGGGGAGGACUUCGUUUGCGUCAGCUGUGAUGUCAGAGAGAAGCCUGUGGCCGAAUGAGGACGCCCGUGAUGGCAGUCCGUGCCGCCACAGUGCCCGUACUCUCUCAUCACUCUCUGACAGUGGUGCUACUCCAGCCCUGUGGGGUUUUUCUCCACAGUGGUCUCAUCAGAGGGGGAUUCAUGCCCUCCCCCCAACUUUCUUAUGAAAUGUUUCCACUCGUCACGUGGAAUGUGAAAAGGUGUGCAUGUUUCCAUUUUAUUGCUGUGAAGUGCUUCAUUGAGAAGGGGACUCUUACUUCUUCCUGCAUGCUAAACCAAAAACACUGGUUACCAAUAUUUCAUUAAGGAUUUUGAAGAUGUAUAUGAUACAGUAAAAAAAAUCUUUUUGGAAAAAAAAAGCACUGAUUAGUGAGGAGGACAUUUUUUGGGUGUAUAUAUAUCUCAAAGCAAUAAUUUUGAAGUUCUGUGGGCUCUGUACAGUUUCCUUAUGACUAGAUUGGAUUAUUAAAGUAGCUGACAGAAGAGCAUCCUUGUUUUGCUUUGGGGUGGCUUGUUUCAAAUACUGCAUAUUGUGGAAUAAAUCUGUGUUCUCAUACGA